Messenger RNA from Rotaria sp. Silwood2, 309 nucleotides. NCBI's taxonomy places the organism in Eukaryota, Metazoa, Rotifera, Eurotatoria, Philodinida, Philodinidae. The record is from the annotation of a GenBank genome assembly.
GCAAAUGCUAAAGUCUUGCGCCGUCAUGCACUGAUCAAACGUUCUGGUGGUAGUGGUAGUGGUAGUGGUAGUGGUAGUGGUAGUGGUGGUCAUGGUGGUGAUGAUAGUGGUCAUGGUGGUGGUCAUGAUGAUAAUGGUGUUUCUGGUGUUGAUGAUCAUGGUGUUGAUCUUUCUGGUACUGAUGAUAAUGGUGUUCAUCCUAAUGGUACUGAUGAUCAUGGUGUUCAUGCUCCUGGUACUGAUGAUAAUGGUGUUCAUGCUCCUGGUACUGAUGAUCAUGGUGUUUCGAAAUGUUCUUUGAUCCAAUAG